CAAAAACACCCAAGUGUCACAGCGUCCACCCCGAGAAUGUGCCUGGCUCAGCCUCAGGCUCAGAGCCCUCUGCAUGUGGCAGUCCAAGAAUUUGGGGCAGGUCACACCACCUCUCUUCCUGUCACCAGCACUUCCUCAGCAUCCACAGGUCACACCACCUCUCCUCCUGUCACUGACACAUCCUCAGCAUCCACAGGUCACACCACCUCUCCUCCUCUCACCAGCGCUUCCUCAGCAUCCACAGGUCACACCACCCCUCUUCCUGUCACUGACGCUUCCUCAGCAUCCACAGGUCACACCACCUCUCCUCCUGUCACCAGCACUUCCUCAACAUCCACAGGUCACACCACCCCUCUUCCUGUCACUGACGCUUCCUCAGCAUCCACAGGUCACCCCACCCCUCUUCCUGUCACCAGCACUUCCUCAGCAUCCACAGGUCACACCACCCCUCUUCCUGUCACCAGCACUUCCUCAGCAUCCACAGGUCACACCACCUCUCUUCCUGUCACCAGCGCUUCCUCAACAUCCACAGGUCACCCCACCCCUCUUCCUGUCACCAGCGCUUCCUCAACAUCCACAGGUCACACCACCCCUCUUCCUGUCACCAGCACUUCCUCAGCAUCCACAGGUCACCCCACCCCUCUUCCUGUCACCAGCGCUUCCUCAGCAUCCACUGGUCACACCACCCCUCUUCCUGUCACCAGCGCUACCUCAGCAUCCACUGGUCACACCACCCCUCUUCCUGUCACCAGCGCUUCCUCAGCAUCCACAGGUGACACCACCUCUCUUCCUGUCACCAGCGCUACCUCAGCAUCCACUGGUCACACCACCUCUCUUCCUGUCACCAGCGCUUCCUCAGCAUCCACAGGUCACACCACACCUCUUGCUGUCUCUGACGCUUCUUCAGCAUCUACAGGUCAUGCCACCCCUCUUCCUGUCACCAGCGCUUCCUCUGCAUCCACAGGUCACACCCCCCCUCUUCCUGUCACCAGCGCUUCCUCUGCAUCCACAGGUGACACCACCCCUCUUCCUGUCACCAGCACUUCCUCAGCAUCCACAGGUCACGCCACCUCUCUUCCUGUCACUGACACGUCCUCAGCAUCCACAGGUCACACCACCCCUCUUCCUGUCACUGACACUUCCUCAGCAUCCACGGGUCACACCACCCCUCUUCCUGUCACUGACACGCCUUCAGCAUCCACAGGUCACACCACCUCUCUUCCUGUCACCAGCGCUUCCUCAACAUCCACAGGUCACACCACCCCUCUUCCUGUCACUGACACUUCCUCAGCAUCCACAGGUCACACCACCCCUCUUCCUGUCACCAGCGCUUCCUCGGCAUCCAUAGGUCACACCACCGCUCUUCCUGUCACUGACACGUCCUCAGCAUCCACAGGUCACACCCCCCCUCUUCCUGUCACUGACACGUCCUCAGCAUCCACAGGUCACACCACCUCUCUUCCUGUCACUGACACGUCUUCAGCAUCCGCAGGUCACCCCACCCCUCUUCCUGUCACCAGCGCUUCCUCAGCAUCCACAGGUCACACCACCUCUCUUCCUGUCACUGACACGUCUUCAGCAUCCGCAGGUCACCCCACCCCUCUUUCUGUCACCAGCGCUUCCUCAGCAUCCACAGGUCACACCACCCCUCUUUCUGUCACCAGCGCUUCCUCAGCAUCCACAGGUCACGCCACCUCUCUUCCUGUCACUGACACUUCCUCAGCAUCCACAGGUCACACCACCCCUCUUCCUGUCACUGACACUUCCUCAGCAUCCACAGGUCACACCACCCCUCUUCCUGUCACCAGCACUUCCUCAGCAUCCACAGGUCACACCACACCUCUUCCUGUCACUGACACGCCUUCAGCAUCCACAGGUCACACCCCCCCUCUUCCUGUCACUGACACGUCUUCAGCAUCCACAGGUCACGCCACCCCUCUUCCUGUCACUGACACUUCCUCAGCAUCCACAGGUCACACCACCCCUCUUCCUGUCACCAGCGCUUCCUCAGCAUCCGCAGGUCACGCCACCCCUCUUCCUGUCACUGACGCUUCCUCAGCAUCCACAGGUCACACCACCCCUCUUCCUGUCACUGACGCUUCCUCAGCAUCCGCAGGUCACGCCACCCCUCUUCCUGUCAGUGACACGUCUUCAGCAUCCACAGGUCACGCCACCUCUCUUCCUGUCACUGACACGUCCUCAGCAUCCACAGGUCACACCACCCCUCUUCCUGUCACUGACACUUCCUCAGCAUCCACAGGUCACACCACCCCUCUUCCUGUCACCAGCACUUCCUCAGCAUCCACAGGUCACACCACACCUCUUCCUGUCACUGACACGCCUUCAGCAUCCACAGGUCACACCCCCCCUCUUCCUGUCACUGACACGUCUUCAGCAUCCACAGGUCACACCACCCCUCUUCCUGUCACCAGCGCUUCCUCAGCAUCCGCAGGUCACGCCACCCCUCUUCCUGUCACUGACGCUUCCUCAGCAUCCACAGGUCACACCACCCCUCUUCCUGUCACUGACGCUUCCUCAGCAUCCGCAGGUCACGCCACCCCUCUUCCUGUCAGUGACACGUCUUCAGCAUCCACAGGUCACGCCACCUCUCUUCCUGUCACUGACACGUCCUCAGCAUCCACAGGUCACACCACACCUCUUGCUGUCUCUGACGCUUCUUCAGCAUCUACAGGUCAUGCCACCCCUCUUCCUGUCACCAGCGCUUCCUCCGCAUCCACAGGUGACACCACCCCUCUUCCUGUCACCAGCACUUCCUCAGCAUCCACAGGUCACACCACACCUCUUCCUGUCACUGACACUUCUUCAGCAUCCACAGGUCACACCACACCUCUUCCUGUCAGUGACACGUCUUCAGCAUCCACAGGUCACACCACCUCUCUUCCUGUCACUGACACUUCUUCAGCAUCCACAGGUCACGCCACCCCUCUUCCUGUCACCAGCGCUACUUCAGCAUCCACAGGUCAUGCCACCCCUCUUCCUGUCACUGACGCUUCCUCAGCAUCCACAGGUCACACCACCUCUCUUCCUGUCACCAGCAUUUCCUCGGCAUCCACAGGUCACCCCACUCCUCUUCCUGUCACUGACACUUCUUCAGCAUCCACAGGUCACACCGCCUCUCUUCCUGUCACCAGCACUUCCUCAGCAUCUACAGGUCACAGCACCGCUCUUCCUGUCACCAGCGCUACCUCAGCAUCCACAGGUCACACCACCUUUCUUCCUGUCACUGACACGUCCUCAGCAUCCGCAGGUCACACCACCCCUCUUCCUGUCACUGAUGCUUCCUCAGCAUCCACAGGUCACACCACCCCUCUUCCUGUCACCAGCGCUUCCUCAGCAUCCACAGGUCACACCCCCCCUCUUCCUGUCACUGACACGUCCUCAGCAUCCACAGGUCACACCACCUCUCUUCCUGUCACUGACACUUCCUCAGCAUCCACAGGUCACGCCACCCCUCUUCCUGUCAGUGACGCUUCCUCAGCAUCCACAGGUCACACCACCCCUCUUCCUGUCAGUGACACGUCUUCAGCAUCCACAGGUCACGCCACCUCUCUUCCUGUCACUGACACGUCCUCAGCAUCCACAGGUCACACCACCCUUCUUCCUGUCACUGACAUGUCCUCAGCAUCUACAGGUCACACCACCCCUCUUCCUGUCACUGACACUUCCUCAGCAUCCACGGGUCACACCACCUCUCUUCCUGUCACCAGCGCUUCCUCAGCCUCCACAGGUCACACCACACCUCUUCCUGUCACUGACGCUUCCUCAGCAUCCACAGGUCACGCCACCCCUCUUCCUGUCACUGACACGUCCUCAGCAUCCACAGGUCACACCACCUCUCUUCCUGUCACUGACGCUUCCUCAAUAUCCACAGGUCACAUCACCCCUCUUCCUGUCACCAGCACUUCCUCAGCAUCCACAGGUCACACCACACCUCUUCCUGUCAGUGACACGUCUUCAGCAUCCACAGGUCACACCACCCCUCUUCCUGUCACUGACACUUCCUCAGCAUCCACCGGUCACACCACCCCUCUUCCUGUCACUGACACUUCCUCAGCAUCCACCGGUCACACCACCCCUCUUCCUGUCAGUGACACUUCCUCAGCAUCCACAGGUCACACCACUUCUCUUCGUGUCGCUGACACUUCCUCAGCAUCCACAGGUCACACCACCCCUCUUCCUGUCACUGACACUUCUUCAGCAUCCACAGGUCACGCCACCCCUCUUCCUGUCACCAGCGCUACCUCAGCAUCCACAGGUCAUGCCACCCCUCUUCCUGUCACUGACACUUCUUCAGCAUCCACAGGUCACACGACCUCUCUUCCUGUCACCAGCACUUCCUCAGCAUCCACAGGUCACACCACCGCUCUUCCUGUCACCAGCGCUACCUCAGCAUCCACAGGUCACACCACCUUUCUUCCUGUCACUGACACGUCCUCAGCAUCCGCAGGUCACGCCACCCCUCUUCCUGUCAGUGACGCUUCCUCGGCAUCCACAGGUCACACCACCCCUCUUCCUGUCACCAGCACUUCCUCAGCAUCCACAGGUCACACCACCCCUCUUCCUGUCACUGACAGGUCCUCAGCAUCCACAGGUCACACCACCUCUCUUCCUGUCACUGACACUUCUUCAGCAUCCACUGGUCACCCCACCCCUCUUCCUGUCACCAGCGCUUCCUCAGCAUCCACAGGUCACACCACCCCUCUUCCUGUCACCAGCGCUUCCUCAGCAUCCACAGGUCACACCACCUCUCUUCCUGUCACCAGCGCUUCCUCGGCAUCCACAGGUCACACCACCUCUCUUCCUGUCACUGACACUUCUUCAGCAUCCACAGGUCACGCCACCCCUUUUCCUGUCACCAGCGCUUCCUCAGCAUCCACAGGUCACACCACCUCUCUUCCUGUCACCAGCGCUUCCUCAGCAUCCGCAGGUCACACCACCCCUCUUCCUGUCACUGACACUUCUUCAGCAUCCACAGGUCACCCCACCCCUCUUCCUGUCACCAGCGCUUCCUCAGCAUCCACAGGUGACACCACCCCUCUUCCUGUCACUGACACUUCCUCAGCAUCCACAGGUCACGCCACCCCUCUUCCUGUCACCGGCGCUUCCUCAGCAUCCACAGGUCACACCGCCUCUCUUCCUGUCACUUACACUUCCUCAGCAUCCACAGGUCACCCCACCCCUCUUCCUGUCAGCAGCACUUCCUCAGCAUCCACAGGUGACACCACCCCUCUUCCUGUCACCAGCACUUCCUCAGCAUCCACAGGUCACACCAGUUCUCUUCCUGUCACUGACACGUCCUCAGCAUCCACAGGUCACACUACCCCUCUUCCUGUCAGAAGCACUUCCUCAGCAUCUGCAGCAUCCUUGGGCUCCCCUCUGAAGAAGGAAACAUCAGGGAUGACAACACCGUCACUGAAGACAGAUGGUGGGGGACGCACAGCCACAUCCCCACCCCCCACAACCUCCCAGACCAUCAUUUCCACCGCUCCCAGCACUGCCACGCACACCCGCUCCACAGCCGCCCCCGUCCCCAUCCCGCCUGAGAAAGGAGUUUCCCUCUUCCCCUACGGGGCAGGCACCGGGGACCUGGAGUUCGUCAGGAGGACUGUGGACUUCACCUCCCCGCUCUUCAAGCCAGCGACUGGCUUCCCCCUCGGCUCCUCUCUCCGUGAUUCCCUCUACUUCACAGACAACGGCCAGAUCAUCUUCCCAGAGUCAGACUACCAGAUUUUCUCCUACCCCAACCCACUGCGAACAGGCUUCACAGGCUGGGACCCUGUGGCCCUGGUGGCUCCAUUCUGGGACGAUGCUGACUUCUCCACUGGUCGGGGGACCACAUUUUAUCAGGAAUACGAGACGCUCUAUGGUGAACACAGCCUGCUAGUCCAGGAGGCCGAGUCUUGGAUUAGAAAGAUCACAAACAACAGGGGCUACAAGGCCAGGUGGACCCUAAAGGUCACGUGGGUCAAUGCUCACGCCUAUCCUGCCCAGUGGACCCUCGGGAGCAACACCUACCAAGCCAUCCUCUCCACGGAUGGGAGCAGGUCCUAUGCCCUGUUUCUCUACCAGAGCGGUGGAAUGCAGUGGGACGUGGCCCAGCGCUCAGGCAACCUGGUGCUCAUGGGCUUCUCCAGUGGAGAUGGCUAUUUCGAAAACAGCCCACUGAUGUCCCAGCCAGCGUGGGAGAAGUAUCGCCCUGAUAGAUUCCUGAAUUCCAACUCAGGCCUCCGAGGGCUGCAGUUCUACAGGCUACACCUGGAAGAAAGGCCCAACUACCGUCUCGAGUGCUUGCAGUGGCUGAAGAGCCAGCCUCGGUGGCCCAGCUGGGGCUGGAACCAGGUCUCCUGCCCUUGUUCCUGGCAGCAGGGACAAUGGGACUUACGAUUCCAACCCGUCAGCAUAGGUGACACCUCCUUCCCGCCCCCCAUAAGCCCACCCACCACCCUCUCUGCUCAUGCCCUCAGCCUCUCCCCAGAAACAGCCCCUGCUUGUUCCCGCCCCGCUCCUGGCAGCCCCGGCCUGGGCCUGAGUGGGACUGGACUUGUUUCAGGACGCCGGGGCCUCGGCAGCAGGCAGCUGUGCAGCUUCACGUCCUGGCGAGGAGGCGUGUGCUGCAGCUACGGGCCCUGGGGAGAGUUUCGUGAAGGCUGGCACGUGCAGCGUCCUUGGCAGUUGGCCCAGGAACUGGAGCCGCAGAGCUGGUGCUGCCGCUGGAAUGACAAGCCCUACCUCUGUGCCCUGUACCAGGAGAAGCGGCCCCGCGUGGGCUGUGCUACAUACAGGCCCCCACGGCCUGCCUGGAUGUUCGGGGACCCCCACAUUACCACCUUGGAUGGUGUCAAUUACACCUUCAAUGGGCUGGGGGACUUCCUGCUGGUGGGGGCCCAGGACGGGAACUCUUCCUUCCUGCUGCAGGGCCGCACCGCCCAGACUGGCUCAGCCCAGGCCACCAACUUCAUCGCCUUUGCGGCUCGGUACCGCUCCAGCAGCCUGGGCCCCGUCACGGUCCAAUGGCUCCUUGAGCCUCACGACACAAUUCAUGUCCUGCUGGAUAACCAGACUGUGACAUUUAAGCCUGGCCAUGAAGACGGCAGAGGCCAGGAGACGUUCAACGCCACCGGAGUCUUCCUGAGCCGCAACGGCUCUGUGGUCUCGGCCAGCUUCGACGGCUGGGCCACCGUCUCGGUGACCGCGCUCUCCAACAUCCUCCACGCCUCCGCCAGCCUCCCGCCCGAGUACCAGAACCGCACGGAGGGGCUCCUGGGGCUCUGGAAUAACAAUCCGGAGGACGACUUCAGGAUGCCCAAUGGCUCCACCAUUCCCCCAGGGAGCCCCGAGGAGAUGCUUUUCCACUAUGGAAUGACCUGGCAGAUCAAUGGCACAGGCCUCCUUGGCAAGAGGAAUGACCAGCUGCCUUCCAACUUCACCCCUGUUUUCUACUCACAACUGCAAAAAAACAGCUCCUGGGCUGAAGCUUUGAUCUCCAACUGUGACGGAGACAGCUCAUGCAUCUAUGACACUCUGGCCCUGCGCAACGCAAGCAUCGGACUUCACACGAGGGCAGUCAGUAAAACCUACGAGCAGGUGAAUGCCACCCUCAAUCAGUACCCACCCUCCAUCAAUGGUAGUCGUGUGGUUGAAGCCUACAAGGGGCAGAUCACGCUGAUUCAGUACACCAGCAAUGCAGAGGAUGCCACCUUCACGCUCAGAGACAACUGUACCGACUUUAAGCUCUUUGAGAAUGGGACGUUGCUGUGGACACCCAAGUCGCUGGAGCCAUUCACUCUGGAGAUUCUAGCAAGACGUGCCAAGAUUGGCUUGGCAUCUGCACUCCAGCCCAGGACCGUGGUCUGCCAUUGCAGUGCAGAGAGCCAGUGUUUGUACAACCAGACCAGCAGGGUGGGCAACUCCUCCCUGGAGGUGGCUGGCUGCAAGUGUGACGGGGGCACCUUCGGCCGUUACUGCGAGCGCUCCGAGGAUGCCUGUGAGGAGCCGUGCUUCCCGAGUGUCCGCUGCGUUCCUGGGAAAGGCUGCGAGGCCUGCCCUCCAAACCUGACUGGGGAUGGGCGGCACUGUGCCGCUCUGGGGAGCUCUUUCCUGUGUCGGAACCAGUCCUGCCCUGUGAAUUACUGCUACAAUCAAGGCCACUGCUACAUCUCCCAGACUCUGGGCUGCCAGCCCACGUGCAUCUGUCCCCCGGCCUUCACCGACAGCCUCUGCUUCCUGGCUGGGAACAACUUCAGUCCAACUGUCAACCUAGAACUUCCCUUAAGAGUCAUCCAGCUCUUGCUCAGUGAAGAGGAAAAUGCCUCCAUGGCAGAGGUCAACGCCUCGGUGGCAUACAGACUGGGAACCCUGGACAUGCGGGCCUUUCUCCGCAACAGCCAAGUGAAACAAAUCGAUUCCCCAGCACCGGCCUCGGGAAGCCCCAUUCAACACUGGAUGGUCAUCUCAGAGUUCCAGUACCGCCCUCGGGGCCCCGUCAUCGACUUCCUGAACAACCAGCUGCUGGCCGCGGUGGUGGAGGCGUUCUUAUACCACGUUCCACGGAGGAGUGAGAAGCCCAGGAAUGACGUGGUCUUCCAGCCCAUCUCCAGGGAAGACGUGCGCGACGUGUCAGCCCUGAACGUGAGCACGCUGAAGGCUUACUUCAAAUGCGAUGGCUACAAGGGCUACGACCUGGUCUACAGCCCCCAGAGUGGCUUCACCUGCGUGUCCCCGUGCAGUAGGGGCUACUGUGACCAUGGAGGCCAGUGCCAGCACCUGCCCAGUGGGCCCCGCUGCAGCUGUGUGUCCUUCUCCAUCUACACGGCCUGGGGCGAACACUGUGAGCACCUGAGCAUGAAACUCGACGCGUUCUUCGGCAUCUUCUUUGGGGCCCUAGGCGGCCUCUUGCUGCUGGCGGUUGGGACGUUCGUGGUCCUGCGCUUCUGGGGUUGCUCCAGGGCCAGGUUCUCCUAUUUCCUGGACUUAGCUGAGGCCUUGCCUUGAAGGGGCAGCUGUGGCCUAGGCUACCUCAAGACCCACCUCAUCCUCACCGCACACUUAAGGCGCCAUUGCUUUUGGGAGACUGGAAAAGGGAAGGUGACUGCAGGCUGUCAGGAUUCUUCAAGGAGAAUGAAUACUGGGAAUCAAGACAAGACCCAUAGGCACAGGUGCACAGGGGGAGGCCAUAAAGAUCAAACAUGCAUGGAUGGGUCCUCACGCAGACACACCCACAGAAGGACACUAGCCUGUGCACGCGUGCGUGCAUACACACACACACACACACACACACACAAAAGAGUUCAUAAUGCGGUGAUGGCCCUAAGUUAAGCAAAAUGCUUCUGCACACAAAACUCUGGUUUACUUCAAAUUAAACUCUAUUUAAAGUC
Symphalangus syndactylus (siamang) is the source of this 9395-nucleotide messenger RNA. RefSeq names its product mucin 4, cell surface associated (gene MUC4). Lineage: Eukaryota; Metazoa; Chordata; Mammalia; Primates; Hylobatidae. The record is from RefSeq and is a predicted model, not a curated record. Gene Ontology annotation, molecular function: ErbB-2 class receptor binding. Gene Ontology annotation, biological process: cell-matrix adhesion.